GUCCUGUCGUCCUGUCGCUCACUCUUCCGCAGAAACAAAGAAACAAUUAAAGUGCAGACCGCAAGGCGGAAGGAAGUGCAUACCACAAGUGAUCCCCCUGCCCCAGCGCCAAGUUGCAUGUUGGAUUGUGCCACAAACUUUUUGCCAAGUUACCCCCAAUGCCCCAUGCUGGCUCCUUCGCCUGUGUAAAAUGAAAGCAGACAACUUCUUCAAGUACGGCACCCCUUUGUACCAACCGAAAAGUACCCGGACCCACUCGCACUUGCACUCGCAGUCGCAGUCACAGAACCAACCGCAAACCCACGUCGGCAACAUCGGCCAUCUGACAUCGUCCUCGCUGCUGACGAGCGACGACCUGCGUCAUCUCACCCAGCAGCGCUGCACAGGAUAUUCGGACAGGGAGAGCAUCGCCAGCGUGAGCAGUGCGGGUGGCCGGAUUAAGAGGCGAUCGAGAAACUUCCCCAUGAAGUCCUCGAAGGGGGGCAUCAGUAAGAAGAGCAAGACCAUGGAUUAUACCAACUACGCCUACAACGAGGCUGUGGGCCGUUUAAAGGUAAUGCUGGCUGACAACUCCUACGUGGCCCCCAAAUUGGGAGGAGGAGGUGUGUCUUCCUACUUGCGCAACUUCAAUGAGGAUUCCGGGGACAACUUUUCCGACAAUCUAUCGGUCAUUGAGCGUCCCGUCUUCUCGGACAUUUCCAAGUACUUGUCGCCCAGCCAGAAGUCGCGGAUUAGCUCGUAUCGCCCCAAGAAGAGCUACACCUCGGGGUAUCUCUCGGCUUCCAAGGAGAACCUGGCUUCCACUCCAGCUCUCUACCCAAGCAGCUCCGUUCCGGCUGCUCCUCUUCCCGCGGAUAGUGUCCCGGCUCCUGUGGAGAUCUUUAGCUUUAUCGAGAAGCAAGAGGACUACAUUGAGCAGCUGGAAAAGGAGUCCAAGUACUGUCGCAAUGAGCUGAGCAAUCUGUUGGGCAAAGUCAAAGAUGUGAUCAAUGAGAACGAACAGCUGACGGAGAACGCUCGUUCCGAGAUGGUGGCUCUUGGCUCGGGGAAGUCCCAGCCACCGAUGGCCACCACUAGCCCAUCCUCGGAUAGUGAUGAGCACUUGGUGUUCGCCAGUGGCCGCAAGACACCAUCGACGCCGCGGAAGAGUGCCUGCAAGGGACAGGUGCAGAGUCCCCGCUAUGCGAGUGCUCCCAAUAUCGUUUACGAGGCCAGGAUUAGCGAACUGGAAGCCGAGUUGAUGCAGGCCAGCAUCGAUCUAAGACGCCUGCGAACUGAAAACGAGGAGCUCAAGCGGAAACUGGCCCACACCGAUCCUCUAUCGACGGUGGCCACCCUAACUGGAGGCUCCAAUUGCGAAUUGCACCGCAAACAGCUGGAGAGCCUGCAGCAGGAUAAGCAAACACUAGAAGAGAGUGUUCGCCACCUGCAGAGACUGCUGGACGAGGCCAAGGCCCAGGGCCAGGGAAGUGCCUCCUCCAAGCGGUACAUCAGCGAUCUGGUGCAGAUGGAGCGGUCGCAGGCGGAGCUGGAGGUGCGCCAUCUCCGGGAUGAGUUGGAUCGCCAGCACGAGCGGGUCAGGGAGCUGCAGCACGAGAUGGCCAGGCGACUGGCCGAGGAGCGGGCCAGUGCCGAGAGGCGCUACAACAGCCAGGUGGAUCAGCUGGGCGGAGAUCUCAGCUGCCAGUGGGAGCAGGUGGCCAAGCUGCAGUUGGAUCUGGAGCGCCAGAAGCGCUAUGAAACCGAUCUCAAGCGGGAUGUGGCCAGUCGCAAUUCGCAGAUCGAGGAGCUCAAAAUGGAGUUAAGGGCCAAUAGGACCACCUUCCUGGCGGACAUGGCGCAGGUGAAUGCGGAGAAGCAAUCCCUGGAGCAGGACAUCACCUCGCUGCGCCUCCAAUUGGACCGGGCUGCCAGGGAAACCAAAACGGAGGCAGCUCGCCUCACUGCCGAGAUUAACUCCUUGCGCCAGCGACUGGAUCGAGGGGAUGCGGAUCUUUUGCACUCCAAACGGGAGGUUCUGCGGCUAAACGACGAGAUAGCAAACCUGGAAAAGGAGCUUGCUUAUGGAGAGCUGAAGAACGAGAUACGACCCACCAAAAAAGACCUGGACAAGCGGAUCUCAGAGAUGCAGGAUAAGCAUGCGGGAACGGUAAAUGAGCUUGAGGAAAUGAUAACAUCUCAGAAGCAACUCAUGGAUAAACUGACGAACGAGUGUAAGACCUUAACGGGCAAAUUAGAGGAUACGACCUACAAGCACAAUCUAGAGAAGCAGCAGCUCCGUGCCACAAACGAGCAGCUGAUGUCACGCCUCAGACAGAUCUGGGGCAAAUACAAAUCACAACUGCCAAUGCACCAAGGAUCCCCCGAGCCGAGCUCCGAGAACAUGAGGAUCGAGCACCCAUUAGAACCCUUGUCGCCGCUUACGACUACCAGGCAGCGACAUAUGGCACCCCAAUCGAACCCAUACAAAGCACCCCACAACCACACAACAGCGCCGGCAAUGACGACGACUACACGCCCGGCGGGAUUGGCCUGGCCGAUGGAGCCACUGCAUCCGCCUCUGCAGCAGCCACCGCAGCAGCCAGCAUUGCCGCAGGAGCAGCUGCAGCGGGAGCAGGAUCGGGAGCGGGAUCAGGAGCCACGGGUCGCAAGAGCAGCAUCGCCGACUAUGGACUCCAGGAUAACGAUGACGAGAAUCUCAAGGACAACCUUGGCCUGGGCGAGAAGCAGCAACAACAGCAGCAGGACCUGGACAGACAACGCGAGCGGGAGGAGCGCGACCGGGAGCUCCAACAACUGCGGGAGCAGCGGGAAAAACGCGAGCGGGACCGGGAGCGGGAACGCGAGCAGGCCGAGCAGCAGCAGGCGGAGCAGCAACAGCAACAGCAACAGUUGCAGCCACAGCAGCAACAACCCCUGGCCGAGAGCAACAUUGCCAACGCCGGCAGCGCCAAUCUGGCCGCCUACAACACCGACUACAGUGCCUACGAUCAGCAGCAGUACGACGCCAGUGCCUACGAUCCCAGCACCUAUGGCCAGCAGCAAUACGAGGGGCAGCAGUACGAAUACGGCGAUGCCGGGGCCGGCUACGACUACGGAGCUGCUGACUAUGGACAGUCUGGAUACCAGUAUGACGCCGCGCCAGGAGGCACCACUGCCAGCCAGCCACAGCCCCAGUCUCAGUACCAUGCGCCAGCUGCCCCCCAGCGAGUGGCCACGGACUACAACAGAUCGCCACCGCCGUUGGCAGCGGCGACAGCGGGCAUCACGUCCCCGCCAGCAACAACAGGAGCAGCAGCAACACCAGCCACACCAGCAGCAACAUCCGCAGGAGCCGGAGCCGGAGCAGGAGCUGCCGUAUCCGGAACGGGCCGACCACAAUCGCGCCCGGGCAGUGGAGCUGUGGGGUCAGCAGCUGCUGCUGGAGCAAUCGCCGGCGGAAAAUCCGCUGUGCCACAACAGCCUGCCGCGUCAGCCGCCGGCAAGAAGUAGCUGGAGUCCCGACUGCGAGUAUCGCCUGGCGCUGGAGUGCUCCAUCAGUAGUCCCAGCCUGAUGCGUUCGUCCAACGAUGAGACCUGCUCAGAGCUGGCCGAUCUCAGCGAGACCUUCUUGGUCCUGGUCGACGGUUCGGAGGAGGAGAGCUUGUCCCCGGCCCACACCACCAUCAUCACGGCCAGGAGAUCGAGUGCCCCGGCCGUGGUCCAGCAGGCGGACAUUGCCAACGAAACAGUCACCAUCGAGCGCCAUCUAGAUGCCCACGAAUAGGGGUCAGCACCGAGUUCUCCAGCAACAGUUUCUUCUUCAGUCAACAUACGUACUUCUACUCAUGUGUUCCAGGAUUAAUCACUGAAAGGAAAUUCAUGUUUUUUAACUAAUAAACCAAUUAGAAAUCGA
Drosophila rhopaloa is the source of this 3895-nucleotide messenger RNA. RefSeq names its product serologically defined colon cancer antigen 8 homolog. Gene Ontology annotation, biological process: establishment of cell polarity; tube formation; centrosome cycle. Gene Ontology annotation, cellular component: centrosome; centriole. The transcript has 7 exons. Bases 191 to 3766 code for a protein of 1191 amino acids. The record is from RefSeq and is a predicted model, not a curated record. Lineage: Eukaryota; Metazoa; Arthropoda; Insecta; Diptera; Drosophilidae.